Molecule: messenger RNA, 930 nt
Organism: Tachysurus fulvidraco (yellow catfish)
Lineage: Eukaryota; Metazoa; Chordata; Actinopteri; Siluriformes; Bagridae
Gene: lrata
Product: lecithin retinol acyltransferase a
Exons: 2
Coding region: 16-726 (236 amino acids)
Biological process (GO): retinol metabolic process
Molecular function (GO): phosphatidylcholine-retinol O-acyltransferase activity
Source: RefSeq, a predicted model, not a curated record
UUGUGCUGUAGAGUCAUGAACGAUUCGCUUGCGUUGUUGCUCCACAGGCUCGUGUUCUUGUCCGACUUGAGCGCGCUCAAAAGCGCGUGGCCGUGGCGGACGGAGCGAGAGAACGCGGCCCCGACACCAUCACCUCCUCCUCCUCUUCUGGACACGCUCGCGCUCCCGUUAUGCCGCGGGGACGUGCUCGAGGUGCCGCGCACGCUUUUCGUGCACUUCGGUAUCUAUCUCGGUGAUGACCGCGUAGCGCAUCUCGUGCCCGAUAUUCUUCCGGCAAUCACCGGAGAGCGCGCGCUCACCGCGGUCACCAACACACGCCUAGUGCUCGGCUGCAUGUGCCGGAGCGCGAGCGUGCGUGUGGAUUCGGUGGCAGACUUCGCGUACGGCGCCCCGGUGCACGUGAACGCCAUGGACCGCAGACUCUUCUACGCGCGCCCUAUGGACGGUGAGCAGGUUGCGCGCAGGGCAGAGAGACGCGUAGGUCACGUGGCCUACAGCCUUUUGUGGAAUAACUGCGAACACUUCGUCACCUCCUGUAGAUACGGUUCACACGUGAGCCUGCAGACCGACCAGUUCUGUAGUGGCAUGAAGGCGGUUGUUCGGGAUCAGAGGAGCGUCCUGCUUUCACUGCUGUUAGGUCUCAUCUCCAUCAUUUACUUUGGUCUGGUACCAGCGACGACAUUCCCCACAAUCCUCAUCUCGUUUACAUUAUGGAUGGCUGGCUGAAAAAGCGUACAGGAUCGAACGGACUACAGACUUUCUGCUGCUUCGCCUCACAUCCUGUGUUUCAGCUUAUAAUCACUUCCCCUAAACACUUCUUAGUGCACACACAUUCCAACCAGCACACAUGCAACACACAACCAAGGGCUUUGUCACUGCAAAUACAACUUUAAUGGUGAUGUGUCAUUAAAGGGAACUAGUAUGUUCAAA